UCAUUUCUUUGACUUGCACUGCAUGGACAUUAUUUAAUAUUUAUAGUUAGCUCAUAUUAAGGAGAUUGCUUAUCUGUACGCCUUACAAGUUUUCUUAUAAGUAGCAGCGCAAGAUCUAGUAUAGUGAUCUAAGGUUUAUAUUUUCCUUCUUGGAGUUAGACAAAUAUGGGGAGAGGGAAAGUGGAGCUAAAAAGAAUAGAGAAUCCAACUCGUAGGCAAGUAACCUUCUCAAAGAGGAGAAAUGGGCUUCUGAAGAAAGCUUUUGAGCUUUCAAUUCUGUGUGAUGCUGAAGUUUCCCUCAUUGUUUUUUCCCCGACCGGAAAGUUUUACCAGUUUGCAAGUCAUGAGUCAGUAGUUCUUCUUCCUCCCAUGAUGGAAAGGACGAUCGCUAGAUACCGGAGUGAAGCCGGCCUGUCUGGACCAAAUGAUCACUCACACACUAGAUCCUUGGAGUUUUGGAGACGUGAGAUUGAAGAGUUACAGAAAACUAUAAAUGAAACGGAAGCAAAGCUUAGGCACUGUAUAGGAGAAGAUAUAGAAAUGUUGGGGAUGAAAGAGUUGAAGCAGCUAGAACGACAAUUAAAGGCAGGAGUUGAACGUGUCCGCUCUAAGAAGUUACGCAUCGCCGCAGAGCACGUCAACUGGUUGAAAGGAAAGCAAAGAUCCAUUCAAGAGGAGAAUGCUUGUCUGAAGAAAAGAUUGCAUGAGCUGCAUGGUGGCAACAUAAGCUCGAGGAUUUGGGAACCAAAUGCACGUAAAGCGAUUCAGCUGAGGACGAUUGAUGAUGGAUCUCACCUGCAUUAAAGAGUCGCUAAUUGGAGUUGUAAAAGAAGCUACACUCUUCAAAAUCAACCUCAUAUCAUAUCAUAUGUGGUAGUGUGUACGUACGUACGUGGUGAUAAUAAAUUGAUCUCCUCCCUCGUUUGUCUAAAGCUUUCGAGGUCGAUGUCGUUUGGCACUCUAGUAUUUUUCUUUCUUUCAACUUGAUAUGUGUGAAGUGUUUCCAUGAAAACCCAAAAGAAGAGGAAAUUAAGGUCUAUAAUUAAAGUGUAUAUAUUAAUUUAAUAUUAACAAACUCAUGAAUUUUCUUACAAACAUGAAUGAAGGGCAUGCAUGGACGAUUCACUA
Messenger RNA from Populus trichocarpa (black cottonwood), 1128 nucleotides. Its product is annotated as truncated transcription factor CAULIFLOWER D. Gene Ontology annotation, biological process: positive regulation of transcription by RNA polymerase II. The transcript has 8 exons. NCBI's taxonomy places the organism in Eukaryota, Viridiplantae, Streptophyta, Magnoliopsida, Malpighiales, Salicaceae. The record is from RefSeq and is a predicted model, not a curated record. The coding region runs from base 166 to 804 and encodes 212 amino acids. Gene Ontology annotation, molecular function: RNA polymerase II cis-regulatory region sequence-specific DNA binding; protein dimerization activity; DNA-binding transcription factor activity, RNA polymerase II-specific. Gene Ontology annotation, cellular component: nucleus.